Messenger RNA from Trifolium pratense (red clover), 1086 nucleotides. RefSeq lists its product as uncharacterized. The record is from RefSeq and is a predicted model, not a curated record. Bases 243 to 842 code for a protein of 199 amino acids. The transcript is spliced from 3 exons. NCBI's taxonomy places the organism in Eukaryota, Viridiplantae, Streptophyta, Magnoliopsida, Fabales, Fabaceae.
AUUAUUUAGAUGACCUUUAGAGGCAGAAAUUAGUUCUGUCUUAUUCUUACCUCUUGGGACCUUGCUGCUGUGUUCUUCACCUCUUGUGGGGGUGUCCUUGUUCUCUCCAUUAAGAUAUAUAUCAUAAACUUAGACCCUCCCUUCAACACAUAGAGAAGAGAGAAAAAAAUAACUCUUUAGAUUCAAGUUCAACAUAAAGUUUUGCCUUUGAAGCUUCUGAUUCCAAGAAAGGAAGUGAUAAAAUGGAGGAUAAAUAUAGUUUAAUUAGGAAGCAUAGUGGAUUAUGGAAAACAUUAAGAGAUGAAGAUUUUGAAGAAGAAGAAAUUUGGGAUGUUAUGAAGGAAAGAAGUGAUUAUAUAUCUGAAGUUCAUAAGCCAAUAUUGGAAAAGAAAGAAAUAUCUUCUCUUCCAAUUCCAAUUGGUGCAAGAAAAAUUCCAAGGACUAAUAGUGGAAGUUCAUCUCAUGAAACAAAAAAUUUUCAACAAUCAUUACCUGUUAACAUUCCUGAUUGGUCAAAGAUUUAUGGUAAUAAUAAGGUAAACAAGACAAUUAAGAAUGUUUCAAGGUAUAAUGAUUAUGGUUACUAUGAAGGUGAUGAAGAAGUUGUUGAUGAUGUUUUGAAUCAUCAUGGUAGUGAAGAUGAUGAAGAAGAUUAUGAUGAUGAUGAUGAUGAGUUUAAUACUAGGCUUCCACCACAUGAAAUUAUUUCAAGAAGGUUUGCAAGGAGUCAAAUAUCUUCAUUUUCUGUUUUUGAAGGUGUUGGGAGGACAUUAAAAGGUAGGGAUCUUAGCAAAGUGAGGAAUUCUGUCCUCAUAAAAACUGGUUUUCUUGAAUCAUUGUGAUGAAUCAAAUGUUGUAUGUAUAGGAUUAUGUACAUGGUUUUAAAUUGCGGUUUGGUUGCAGUUGCAGUUACGCUCUGAACUUUGAUAUUGCGGUUAAGGAGACCGUAAAAUCUUUUAUGUUGCAACUGUAGUUAGGAUUGCAAACCGUAAUUUAAAGCCAUGAUUAGUGAUAGUUUAGUUAUUGAGAUUGUUUGCAUGGUUAUGUUUUUUAGGGGUAUGAAUGAAAUAUUCAAUUUUGCUUUUA